UCGGAUAUAGAGGGAGGAAGUUCAAACAAUAAUAAUCUCUGCCAUUUUUGUACUCCUAUGUCCACCACCCACUCUUAUUUCUCUCCCUGGUUUAUCGAGAUUUGCAUUUUUUUCUGGAUCCAACCUACCACUAACAGUCAAACGCUUUUCUCACUUCACUCUUCUCAAUCUUCUCUGCAUAGUGCAUUCUUCUCCUCCAAUCGACCUUCAAAUUUCUCCAGAUCCUCUGCUAAAUAACUUCUUUUUCUAAUCCACAUUCUUUUCUUCAAAUUCUCAAAUAGAUUACUGCCGUAAAUUUGAAUGGGGUAUAGAGCAGAUGACGAUUAUGAUUAUCUAUUCAAACUUGUUCUGAUUGGAGAUUCUGGGGUUGGUAAAUCUAAUCUGCUUUCGAGAUUCACUCGUAAUGAGUUUAGUCUUGAAUCUAAAUCCACCAUUGGUGUUGAGUUCGCUACUCGAAGUAUUCGUGUUGAUGAUAAAGUCGUCAAAGCUCAAAUUUGGGAUACUGCUGGCCAAGAAAGGUAUCGUGCAAUCACUAGUGCUUAUUAUCGAGGUGCUGUUGGUGCAUUACUCGUUUACGAUGUCACUCGCCAUGUUACAUUUGAGAAUGUUGAGAGAUGGUUGAAAGAGCUCCGAGACCAUACAGAUUCCAACAUUGUGAUCAUGCUUGUGGGGAACAAGGCAGAUUUACGGCAUUUGCGUGCUGUUUCCUCCGAAGAUGCACAGACAUUUGCUGAGAAAGAGAAAACAUACUUUAUGGAGACCUCUGCCCUAGAAUCAUUGAACGUUGAGGAUGCAUUUACCGAGGUGCUUACUCAAAUAUAUCGAUUUGUCAGCAAAAAGGCUCUGGAGGCCGGGGAUGACCCUGCUGCUGUGCCCAAGGGACAAACCAUCAAUGUCAAGGAUGAUGUAUCUGCAGUGAAGAAGGUUGGAUGCUGCUCAACAUAAUAACCCGAAGAGUCAUUCAAGUUAAGGGUGCUAAAGCUUCGUUUAAUAGGAUAAAGUAAGUCCAACUUGUGGUUGUGGUGGAAGCGUCGAUCACUCAAUCGAUUUAGUCUAUUUCUUGAUACAGGCUUCCCUUACACCAUGACAAGAUCUUUAUCAUAGUAAACCUGUAUCUUUAUCUUCCAUAUGUUGAUUUGAUUUAAUAUGGAAGAUCUCGACUAUUAAAUUGUUUGAGAAGGCUACUUUAAGUUUAAUGAUGUUAUUACAUGAA
Molecule: messenger RNA, 1213 nt
Organism: Amaranthus tricolor (Joseph's coat)
Lineage: Eukaryota; Viridiplantae; Streptophyta; Magnoliopsida; Caryophyllales; Amaranthaceae
Product: ras-related protein Rab11B-like
Exons: 2
Coding region: 301-945 (214 amino acids)
Cellular component (GO): endosome
Molecular function (GO): GTPase activity; GTP binding
Source: RefSeq, a predicted model, not a curated record